Messenger RNA from Ilex paraguariensis (yerba mate), 190 nucleotides. The record is from the annotation of a GenBank genome assembly. NCBI's taxonomy places the organism in Eukaryota, Viridiplantae, Streptophyta, Magnoliopsida, Aquifoliales, Aquifoliaceae.
AUGCAGAUUAGUAAAAACAAAAAGGCCAUCCUCAUCAUGCAAGGCUGUAGCAAAAUAGCACAAAUAACCCAACAACCAUCCAAUACUAACUGCCCAACAGCAGUGCAGCAAAGAACACAGCAGAGCCAGAUCAUAAGAGCUCAAAGCCAUAAAGCUACAAUUUCUUCAUGGCUUCCUAGCUUGAAACUUG